GUUAAAGCUGUUUUAUAAGAACUAAACAAUGAAAGAAAAACGUAGAAAAGAUAAGAAACAUAGUAAAAAACAUAAGAAGAACGAAGAGAAGCAAAAACGAUACCGAAGUUCGUCUAGCUCCAGUUCUGAAUCUGAGGAAUGGGUAGAGAAGAAACCAUCAAAACAAUUAGAGGCACCUGAACGCGAAGAUUGGAUGUCUAUGACUGGUAUGUUACGGACUUACACAAAAGAGGACAUAAAACCUAAAAGAGAAGAGAAAAAUAAAAAUCAUAUAGAUUCGUACAAUCCAGCAACUAGUAGUAGGGAACUGAAUCCCUACUGGAAACAAGGAGGAUCUGGCUUACCUCAAACACCAGAGAGUUUUCGUAAAUCUAGACAGUUUUUGAAACCGCCUGAUGAUGAUGAUGAUUAUUACAAAAAAUCAUGUUCAUCCAAAGAUUAUGGAAGUUCAAAAACAAGUCAUGAAUAUUCACGGUACUCUCAAGAUUCUAAAAGCGAGUCUAACAGAAAUAGAGAACACAGGUCAGAGAGAGAUGUGAGUUCAAGAGAAGAAAGGUCAUAUUAUCAUGAUCGAUCUCAUAACUGGAAAAAGAGUGCAGAUGACAGCAAAAGUAGUGUGAGUAAAACAAAUAUUAUCCAACACAAUGUAGAAUCUAAACAGUCCACAUCUACUCUGGAGGAACCUGUAUCAAUGCCUGUAUCAAAAGAAAAAUCAGACAGCUUGUACAUGAGUGAUGAGAAGUUAAACAAACUAGCUGCAAAAGUUGUGAAAGCUGAAAUUAUGGGUGAUCUUAAUUUGUACAAAGAACUAAAAGCCAAGCUAGAAGCGGCUAGGGAAUAUAGAAAACAAAAUCCCAAUGCCAAAGAAGAUGUUGAUGAUGAAAGAGUGAUGUUGAUAUCCACAAAUAGUUCCGGCAACAGUAGACCACUGAUGAACACAGCUAAAGGUGAUGCUCGGAGUAAAGGCAAUAAGCGCAAGGCUGAUACACACUCAGGUGGUGAGAGAACUAAGUACUUUGGGAAUGAUGACAAGUACAACUUGGCUCAAAUGUUUGAACAAGAAAAAUACGGUAACAAUUAUGACGAUGAGGCUCAACUGGCCAAUAUUGCAUCCAAACAUAAAAAUCCUAAUGAUGAUCUGGAAGACAUAUUUAUGGACGAUAUAUCGAAAAAUAGAAAUGAGGCAAAAGAUAGAGAUGCUGAAAAGCAGAGGGCAAUCAACCAGCAUGUUCGGAUUGAGCGUUCCCUGGAGGGUUGUGAAUAUUGUGUCGAUUCUAAGAACAUGUUGAAGCAUUUGAUGGUCAGUUGUGGCAACAAGACUUACCUAGCACUGCCAUCAAAGCAGUCUCUUGUAACUGGCCACUGUAUAAUCACUACAGUUCAGCAUGCCACAUGUGUUACAGCCUUAGAUGAAGAUGUGUGGGCAGAAAUUUUGACGUUCAGAAAGGCACUUACUCGUUUCUUCAACACUCAAGGCAAAGAUGUGGUAUUCUUUGAGAUGGCAACAAAAUUGCACAGAUUCCCACAUAUGGUAUUAAACUGUGUACCUUUACCAAGGGAUGUGGGAGAUACAGCUGCAAUAUAUUUCAAGAAAGCCUUGCUGGAAUGUGAGACUGAAUGGUCAAUGAACAAGAAAGUUGUAGAUUUGAAGGGCAAAGAUAUCAGGAAAGGAGUACCAAAAGGCUUACCAUACUUUUGGAUUGACUUUGGUAUGGAUCCAGGAUUUGCACAUGUGAUAGAAGAUCAGCAAUUAUUCCCGAAGAUGUUUGGUGAGGAAAUCAUUGGAGGUAUAUUAGAUUUAGAUCACCAUUUAUGGAAAAAUCCAAAAAGAGAAUGUGGAGAUAUACAAAGAAAGAAAGUUUUGGAAUUUAUCAAGGAAUGGAAACCAUUUGAACCUACUUUUAAUUAAGAAACUGCAGCAAUGGUUGUAAUUAAUACAAAUUAAAUAUUUUUUAAAUAAAAAAUUGUACUG
This is a messenger RNA of Ostrinia furnacalis (Asian corn borer), 1972 nucleotides long. Its product is annotated as CWF19-like protein 2 homolog. Gene Ontology annotation, biological process: mRNA splicing, via spliceosome. The transcript has 5 exons. NCBI's taxonomy places the organism in Eukaryota, Metazoa, Arthropoda, Insecta, Lepidoptera, Crambidae. The coding region runs from base 29 to 1909 and encodes 626 amino acids. Gene Ontology annotation, cellular component: post-mRNA release spliceosomal complex. The record is from RefSeq and is a predicted model, not a curated record.